Molecule: messenger RNA, 1062 nt
Organism: Emiliania huxleyi CCMP1516
Lineage: Eukaryota; Haptophyta; Isochrysidales; Noelaerhabdaceae
Exons: 7
Coding region: 1-684 (227 amino acids)
Biological process (GO): positive regulation of anaphase-promoting complex-dependent catabolic process; positive regulation of ubiquitin protein ligase activity; anaphase-promoting complex-dependent catabolic process
Cellular component (GO): anaphase-promoting complex
Molecular function (GO): anaphase-promoting complex binding; protein binding; ubiquitin ligase activator activity
Source: RefSeq, a predicted model, not a curated record
AUGGGUGGGCACCUCGGCCGUGUCGGCACUCUGUCGUGGAGCGGUCCCUCCCUGUCCUCGGGCUCGCGAGACCGGACCAUCUGCAUGCGCGACGUGCGCAGCGCGCCGCCCUUCACCUCGCAGCUGGUCGGCCACAAGCAGGAGGUCUGCGGGCUGCGGUGGGCACACGACGGGUCGCAGCUCGCGUCGGGGGGGAACGACAACAAGCUCUUCAUCUGGUCGCCGCACGGCACCUCCCCGCUGCUCCGCUUCUCCGACCACACCGCCGCAGUCAAGGCGCUUGCGUGGUCGCCGCACCAGAACGGGCUCCUCGCCUCGGGCGGGGGCACCGCCGACCGCUGCAUCCGCUUCUGGAACACCCAGACCGCCACCGCCCUCUCGGCGCUCGACACGGGCUCGCAGGUGUGCAACCUCUGCUGGUCGUGCACUGUCAACGAGCUCGUCUCGUCGCACGGCUACUCGCAGAACCAGAUCGUCGUCUGGCGCUACUCGAGCAUGGCCAAGGUCGCUACGCUGAGCGGCCACACCAUGCGUGUGCUCUACCUCGCUCUCUCUCCCGACGGGCAGACAGUCGUCUCUGGCGCCGGCGACGAGACGCUUCGCUUCUGGAAUGUCUUCCCGCAGGCGCGCCGCACGACGGGCGACGAGGCGGCGCCUUUCUCGCGCGCGUACACGGUCAGAUGAGGCGCAGCUGGGGCUUGGUGCGCGCGCACGUGCCCACGGCGGCUCCUGACUCCUUGGCGCCAGUCAGGGCAGCGCUGCAGCCGGCGGCGCGAGGCGGCGGCGCAAGAACGCGGCGGGCCGCGCCGCCCGGAGGCUGCGGAGAGGGAGGAGGAGAGAGGUACGGGCGCUCGCAUUUGGCGGCCAUCUGCCGGGCAAUUGUAGGAGGAGUAUUCCCCAGACACGUGUCGUACAGUCGGGGGCACGCGGUCGCUGGGCGCUGCGCGAGGCCGCGGAGCUCAACGCUGCGCGCCAGGCCGCCAGCGCGUGGUAUUGGGAAAGAAGGAAAAUAACAGAAAAAAGGAAGUAGCUCUUCUUUUGUUUUUCCAGUUAGCGCGCCAU